AUGCUUCCUUUGGAGCAAUUUAUUGACCUUGAAAAAAAUAAUGGAAGUGAUACCAACAUAAGGGCUCCCGUAAUAUCACGACGUCACUUAUUUAAACUUUUGCUUUGCAGUAUAAUUCUUAUCGGGUUGCUUUCAUAUCCCAAAUGCUCAAUAGCUAAUUACACUGAACCCCGGACAACUGUGAAUAGAUCGAAUACUUACUUCAAUGGCACACAUGAUUUCAAGACGUUGACGAUAUUGAUAUCUAUCGAUGGGUUCCAUCCGAGAUUGAUAGAUGCAAAACACACGCCAUUUCUUUACAACUUGCACAAUUUGCGGUCACCGUACGAUAUGAAUAUCACAGCUGCACCGUACAUGAUUCCAAGUUUUCCCACACAGACAUUUCCCAACCACUGGAGCAUGGUAACGGGGAAAUACCCCAUUGAGCACGGCAUUGUUUCCAACAUGUUCUGGGAUAAUUCCACGAGUAGUGAAUUUAGACCAAAUAACCUCGACUCAAGAAUUUGGAGCAAUGUGGCUGACCCCAUCUGGCAACUACUGCAAACCAAAUCACAGGGCGAGUAUAAAGUGGCCACGCAUAUGUGGCCCGGGAGUGACGUUGUGUACGAGAAGUACGGAGAUGUACCUAGGGAAAGGAUGCCAUUCUAUUAUGACAAAUUCGAUCAGUGGGAAGGACUCCAAGAUAAAUUAGCUCAAAUUUUCCGAUACGUAGAUAUGCCUCAGCUAAAAGACAGACCUGAAUUGGUCUUAAGUUAUAUACCUAAUGUUGAUUCGUACGGACACAAUUUUGGAUACGAUUUGAGAGAUAAGCGGCUACAAAAGCUAAUCAGUGAAGUCGAUGGAUUCUUUCGCGGUUUAAUUGAAGGCCUCCAAGAAAGAAAUUUGUUGAAAAUUAGCAAUGUUAUGAUUGUCAGUGACCAUGGCAUGAGCAAUGUCAACACGAAUGACGGUGAGCAUGUUGUUGUGUGGGAAAGGAUGUUCCCGGGCGACGCAAUAUCCGCAUUUAUUUCGCACCUCUAUAACGAGGGCCCCAUGAUGAUGGUAUGUUUGAAAAACCCUCGAGACAAACAAUGGAUUCGUGACUUAAUUGAAGUUCAAUUGGAGAAAGUUUAUGGAGGGGAAUUAUCUAGAAAAUUUCACGUGAUCCUGAAAGAGGAUUUCGAGCCAAGCUGGAAAUAUUUCCAAUACGAUGGCAAGAAGCAUACCUAUGACGAUAGAGUGGGCGAUAUCUGGAUUCUCGCCGAUGAACACUACGCCAUUGUAAAAGAAACCAGUGAUGUACGUGUCGGUAUUAUGGGCACACAUGGAUACAACUUUGACAACUGUAGUGACAUGGCGUCUAUAUUCGUUGGAAUGGGUCCGAUGUUUAGCAAUGAAGUUAUACCUCCAUUUGAAAACAUUGAAAUCUACAAAAUGCUCAUCAAAGCAAGUGCCCUUCUGGAAGAAAAAGAGGGAAAGGAGGAGAAAAGUUUAUUACAAUAG
Messenger RNA from Saccharomyces paradoxus, 1482 nucleotides. It is a transcript of the gene NPP2, whose product is annotated as nucleotide diphosphatase/phosphodiesterase NPP2. Bases 1 to 1482 code for a protein of 493 amino acids. NCBI's taxonomy places the organism in Eukaryota, Fungi, Ascomycota, Saccharomycetes, Saccharomycetales, Saccharomycetaceae. The record is from RefSeq and is a predicted model, not a curated record. The transcript has a single exon. Gene Ontology annotation, molecular function: ribonucleoside triphosphate phosphatase activity; nucleoside triphosphate diphosphatase activity. Gene Ontology annotation, biological process: nucleoside triphosphate metabolic process.